Messenger RNA from Corythoichthys intestinalis (scribbled pipefish), 1178 nucleotides. RefSeq lists its product as uncharacterized. Bases 192 to 953 code for a protein of 253 amino acids. The record is from RefSeq and is a predicted model, not a curated record. Lineage: Eukaryota; Metazoa; Chordata; Actinopteri; Syngnathiformes; Syngnathidae. The transcript is spliced from 5 exons.
CCAAAGCAGUCAGACAAAGUGUAUCUUUGAGCUGUCCCUAUAACAAAGACAGCACUGACAUUUCUCUUUUUUGGAUUCGACUUGCAUCUGGAACUUUUCCUGAAUUUUUAGCUCAAAGCGAAAUCAUUCAUCAAACCUACAAUUUGACAUCAAGCGUUGGACAUCAUAUUAUCGCUAAACUAGGAGCAGGAAUGUUUGUUCUGCAAAUUAGUCAAGUGCAAAAAAGUGACAUGGCGAUCUACUACUGUUUCAAAUGGACACCAUAUGUUAAGGGUUUGAUAUUUUUGAAGGGAGUAUUUCUGCAGGUCAAAGACUUCCCAGAAGCAGACACCUCUGACAUUACAGUCACUCAAGACGUAAGGACUGAUGGGAGCCGAUCAGGACCAUCCGUGACCUCACAGUGCUCGGUCCUCCCCCGUUCUGAGAAUCAAACUUGUUUUGAUGGGCAUAAAGUUUACUGGUUCCGAGCUAAAACAAAUGACACAAGUCCCAGCUUCAUUUACACUCGAGAAGAAUGUGAGAAGAUUACAGGUGGCUCCAUACGGAAAUGUGUUCAUGGUUUCUCAAAGAACAUCAGCUCCUCCAAUGCCGGAAAUUACUUGUGUGCAGUGGUCACAUGUGGGGUGAUUUUUAUGGAAAAUGCAAAGAAAAUCACCACUGAAGAUGCCUGCAGGUGCAAUUUUCAAAGCUCUAUUAACGUCGCUUUGGGUGUUGCUUUGGUCUUAAGCUUCAUUCUGUUAGUCUUUCUCGUAUACAACCUGAAGACAAAACAACGUUUUUGCUGCAAAGCUAGUCCACAAACACGGGGCAAAACAUCCUAUUGUGUUCAGGAGAGAGAGGGGGAUUCUUUGGUUUAUUCGGCGCCCACAAUCGUCGCCAGGAAAAGCGGUAAAUUGAAAAAGACAGAGGAGGAAUUCAGCACAUACACUGACGUCAGACUUCGGGAUUCCUAACAUGAUGAAAUUAUGAAUGCUUCUAAAGUACAAUAACCAUAUCUGGAAAAUGUUGAUUUAAAUCUAUAAAAUAUAUGUUUUUUUUGUUUUUGUUUUUUUUGUUUGUCAUGAGUUUAAGAAUGGUGGAUAUAUUUGUUUCGGUCAGUGCUGCUUCAAAUUAAAUAGUCACUUGUACUACUGAUGUCACACACUUUUUUUUUUUUCAAAUUGCAACCACAAAAAGGU